CUCAUUUCUCUCUUUGUUGCUCUUAUUCUCUCUCAAUCAGAAGAGAGAGAGUUUAAGAGACAAGAAAAAACAUUAAAAAAAGAAGAGGAGGAGAUAUAUAACAUCAAUUUUUUCCAUCAUCAAACAUGGGAGCUUGUGCCAGUGUUCCUAAGGGCCUGAGAACCGACGUGGGCGGUGCAGCACCAGUCCCUGAGCCAGCCAAGGAGGAGCAGCAGGUUCCUGCUGUGGAGACCAAGGAGGAGGUUAAGGUUGAGCAAGAAGAAAAGAAGGCUGAAGAAGUUGCACCUCAUGAGGAAAAAACUGAUGAGGAUGACAAGAAGUCUCUUGGAUCCUUGCCUAAUGAGAAAGAAGAAGAAAAGAAGGAAGAAGCCACAGAGGAAAAGAAGGUGACAGAAGAGGUUAAAGCAGAGCCAGCAAAAGAAGAAGAAAAACCAGAGGAAAAGAAAGAGGAGCCAAAGGCUGAGGAGGCAUCUGCCGCUGCUGAACCACCAAAAACCGAAGAAGUGAAGAAGCCCGAAGAGAAGAAGGACGAAGAGAAAAUUGAAGAGAAGAAAGAAGACAAGUGAGAAUCUGGAAAGAAAAUUUCAGCUAAUUCUCUGAAAAAUGGGUCUGAUUAAUUCUUGGAUGUUGUCACUUAAUUACUUCAUGUUGAACUAAUUAAUGUUUUUUCUUUCUCUUCAAAAAAAAUUAUUCUUGUUUUUUUCCAAAAGGCUUAUUUGAUAAAUUGUUUGGCAUAUGAAUUUGUCCCUAAUAAAUGCUUAUAUAA
Messenger RNA from Tripterygium wilfordii, 766 nucleotides. RefSeq names its product cilia- and flagella-associated protein 251-like. The transcript is spliced from 2 exons. The record is from RefSeq and is a predicted model, not a curated record. NCBI's taxonomy places the organism in Eukaryota, Viridiplantae, Streptophyta, Magnoliopsida, Celastrales, Celastraceae. The coding region runs from base 126 to 566 and encodes 146 amino acids.